CACCGAAACUAUUCCAGGCAUGUUUCCGUUUGGGAACCUUCAGGAGGGAGCCCUUGGUCACAAGGGUGCAAUACACACCUGUGUCCUCCGGAGUCCGCUGUUCUGCGCCCAGCACAGCCCCAGAGCUUUCUCAAACCUGGAGUGUCUGCAACACUUUGCAAGGACACAGUGGAGGGGGCACGUCAGCGCUCCGACUUCCUCCCGACGCCGCCUCUGAUUGGCUCCUGGACAUGUAAGAAACCGGUGAAUGAGCGGCUGGCCCUUGCAGAAACUUGCCUGAGGUCUUUGGUGGCAUUGCCCUUUCCUCCUCGUCAACCCGGCAGGCCAGCCGAUGCGGGGGAGGAUGAGGUCGUCGUGUGUCCUGCUUACCGCCCUGGUGGCGCUGGCCGCCUAUUACAUCUACAUCCCCCUGCCAAGCUCCGUGUCCGACCCCUGGAAGCUGAUGCUGCUGGACGCCACUUUCCGGAGCGCACAGCAAGUGAGCAACCUGAUACACUACUUGGGCCUCAGCCAUCAUCUGCUCGCGCUGAACUUCAUCAUCAUUUCUUUUGGCAAGAAAAGCGCGUGGUCAUCUGCUCAGGUGAAAGUAACUGACACUGACUUUGACGGUGUGGAAGUCAGAGUGUUUGAAGGCUCUGCAAAGCCAGAAGAGCCGCUGAAACGCAGCCUUGUUUACAUUCACGGAGGAGGCUGGGCCUUGGCAAGUGCAAAAAUCAGGUAUUAUGAUGAACUGUGUAAAGCAAUGGCUGAGGAGUUGAAUGCUGUCAUUGUCUCCAUUGAAUACAGGCUAGUUCCAAAGGUUUAUUUUCCUGAGCAAAUUCAUGAUGUUAUACGUGCCACAAAGUACUUCCUGCAGCCAGAAGUCUUGCACAAGUAUUCAGUUGACCCAGGCAGAAUCGGCGUUUCUGGUGACAGUGCUGGUGGGAAUUUGGCGGCUGCCCUGGGCCAACAGUUUAAUCAAGAUGCCAACCUAAAAAACAAGCUCAAGGUGCAAGCUUUAAUUUAUCCAGUUCUUCAAGCUUUAGAUUUUAACACGCCCUCUUAUCAGCAAAAUGUGAACACCCCCAUCCUGCCCCGUUAUGUCAUGGUGAAGUACUGGGUGGAUUACUUCAACGGCAACUAUGACUUUGUCCAGGCAAUGAUAGUUAACAAUCACACUUCACUCGAUGUGGGAGAGGCUGCUGCCCUCAGGGCCCAUCUAAACUGGACAUCCCUCUUGCCCGCAUCCAUCACAAAGAACUACAAGCCUGUCAUGCAGACCACCGGCAACACCAGGAUUGUCCAGGAGAUCCCUCAGCUGCUGGAUGCCCGCUCAGCCCCACUCAUCGCAGACCAGGAAGUCCUGCAGCACCUCCCAAAGACCUAUAUUCUAACCUGUGAGCACGAUGUCCUAAGAGACGAUGGAAUCAUGUAUGCAAAGCGUUUGGAGAGUGCAGGUGUGGAGGUGACCCUUGAUCACUUUGAGGAUGGCUUCCACGGAUGCAUGAUUUUCACCAGCUGGCCUACCAACUUCUCAGUGGGAAUUCGAACUAGGAAUAGUUACAUCAAGUGGCUGGAUCAAAACCUGUAAAGGAGUGAAAUUUCUAAAAGGCUUGAGCCCCUCUUGAUCUCCUGCACCUGCUUUGGAAAGACAUUCACUCUUUAGUUGACUAAUUUCCCCUCGUUACUUGAGUUAUGGAAUCUCUAUUCCCUGCAGACUUUAUGUUAAUUUAAUUUUAAAAAAUGCUUUUGAG
Molecule: messenger RNA, 1733 nt
Organism: Balaenoptera musculus (blue whale)
Lineage: Eukaryota; Metazoa; Chordata; Mammalia; Artiodactyla; Balaenopteridae
Gene: NCEH1
Product: neutral cholesterol ester hydrolase 1
Exons: 5
Coding region: 332-1570 (412 amino acids)
Cellular component (GO): membrane
Molecular function (GO): carboxylic ester hydrolase activity
Source: RefSeq, a predicted model, not a curated record